AUGCAACGAACAAUGCUCACCAGCAGGCUGCUUCGCCAAGAUUGCACAUGCAAAGUCGCAAGGUCAUUCAGAAGAUCACUGGCAACUGCUGGCAAUCAGAGAUUACCUAAGCCAUUCAACGAAGCCAACUUACAUUAUGCACAAUCCUCACCAGAACGAAAAGGUCUAGAAGAGGCUCUAAAAAAGCUAAGAUCACAAUUACCAGUCUCAGUACCAUCUAUACGGAACGGCAAAGAGGUUGCCUCGUCAGGCUCUGACCAGCUGUCACAGCAUAUGCCCGCCGAACAUGCAAAUGUCUUGGCAAAAUAUACUGCCGCAACCAAAGAGGAUGUCUCUGCUGUGAUAGAAGCCGCUCUCAAGGCAAAGCAAGAAUGGGCUGACAUGCCAUUCUUCGACCGAGCAGCCAUUUUUCUGCGAGCUGCAGAACUGGUCUCCUCAAAAUACCGCUUCGAGAUUAUGGCUGCCACCAUGCUAGGCCAAGGCAAGAAUGCUUGGCAAGCUGAAAUCGAUGCCGCUGCCGAACUCGCCGACUUCUACCGCUUCAAUGUCUCAUUCGCUCAGGAUAUCUACGAUAGACAGCCAACAAUCAACGCACCUGGUCAUGCAGGUCGAACAGACUGGAGGCCUCUAGAAGGUUUUGUCUACGCCAUCUCACCUUUUAACUUCACCGCUAUUGGUGGCAAUCUUAUCUCAGGUCCAGCACUCAUGGGUAACACUGUUGUAUGGAAACCAUCGCCAUCCUCAGUUUAUGCCAGUCAUCUAGUCUACAAGAUUCUCCUCGAAGCUGGUCUUCCACCAAACGUCAUACAAAUAGUUAAUGGAGAUGCUGAGAUGAUUACACAAACUGUCUUCGAUCACCCCAGAUUUGCCGCUCUCAACUUCACGGGUUCAUCCGAUGUCUUCCGCCAUCUCUACCACAAAGCUGCAGAAGGAGUUGCCAGCAAGAAAUAUGGCGACUUCCCCCGAAUGGUCGCUGAAACAUCCGGCAAAAACUUCCACCUCAUUCACUCAUCGGCAGACGUCAGCAAUGCCGUCAAGCACACAAUGAGAGCUUCUUUCGAGUAUUCCGGGCAAAAGUGCUCAGCAUGCUCUCGUGUCUAUCUCGCAAAGAGUCAGGCUGAUGCAUUCCUUACCGAGCUCAAGCAACACAUGUCAGAGACGAAGAUGGGGGACCCCGAAGACUUCAAGAACUUCCUUGGGCCUGUCAUCAAUCGUCCAGCUUUCGACCGUGUUACCAAGAUCAUCAAGACUGCAAAUGAAGACUCUCGACUCGAGAGAAUUGCAGGAGGAAACUACGAUGACAGCAAAGGUUACUACAUCGAGCCAACAGCCUACGUCUCCAACACUCUGGACCAUCAUCUGUUCGACCAAGAACUCUUCGGUCCUGUCUUGAUCAUCUAUGUCUACGAGGAUGCCGAGUUCGAAUCAUUGCUCGCCAAGAUUGAUGCUCAAGGUGGUGGCUUCGCAUUGACUGGCUCAAUCUUCGCCAACGACCCUCAAGCUAUUCGGAAGGCCGAGAACCAACUCCGAUACGCUGCAGGCAAUUUCUACACCAACUGCAAGACAACAGGUGCAGUCAUUGGUCAGCAGUCUUUUGGUGGCGCUCGAGGCAGUGGCACAAACGACAAGGCUGGCAGUGCUGACUCAUUGAGGCGUUUCACUUCUCCAAGGACGCUCAAGGAGGAGUUCAAUAGACUGGAUAGCGUUUUGUACCCCAGCAAUCUGUGA
Lithohypha guttulata is the source of this 1728-nucleotide messenger RNA. RefSeq lists its product as uncharacterized. NCBI's taxonomy places the organism in Eukaryota, Fungi, Ascomycota, Eurotiomycetes, Chaetothyriales, Trichomeriaceae. Bases 1 to 1728 code for a protein of 575 amino acids. The record is from RefSeq and is a predicted model, not a curated record. Gene Ontology annotation, cellular component: mitochondrial matrix. The transcript has a single exon. Gene Ontology annotation, molecular function: L-glutamate gamma-semialdehyde dehydrogenase (NAD+) activity.